UUACAAAAUUUGCCGCUAAGAAAAGUGAGUGUACUCCAACCACAUAUAUCUCAAAUGGAUUUCACCCCCUCUAUCAUUAACACCAAAUUUUGCACAAAAAACAGUGUUUACUACAAAUUAUUUAGCUAUGAAGUUGAGAAGAAGACUAGUUUUUCGCGAACCCAGGUUUCUUUCUUGAAGUUUUUUCCGUCAAAAAAUGAAGACUUUGAGAGCCUUAAGCAGGAGCUAAUUGAGAGUAUAUCACCACUUGAUCGUGGCGCCGACGCUACUCCUGAGCAACGAGAGCGUGUUGAUCAGAUUGCACGAAGACUUGAAGCCGUGAAUAAAGUCAAGGAGCCACUUAAAUCGGACUUGCUAAAUGGAAAAUGGGAGCUUCUAUACACAACCUCUCAGUCAAUCUUGCAAACAAAGAGACCCAAAAUCUUACGAGCAAAUGGAAAGAUUUACCAGGCAAUCAAUUUGGAUACUCUCAGAGCACAGAAUAUGGAAACCUGGCCAUUCUUUAACCAGGCUACUGCAAAUCUUGUUCCUCUUAAUGCAAAAAGGGUUGCAGUGAAAUUUGAUGCUUUUAAAGUGUUUGGCUUGAUACCUAUAAAAGCUCGUGGAAGUGGGCGUGGUCAACUGGAAAUAACAUACUUGGAUGAAGAGUUAAGCAAUGCAGGACAACAACGUACCAGCAAACUAACCAUCUUUCUUAAGAAAGUUCUAAACCGCCAAUAUUUUGCAACAAUGAAUGAUAUGAUAUCAAGAGGCAACGAAGGAAAUCUGUUCAUAUUGAGAAUGGUGGAUCCAACCUAUAGGGUCCCUGUUUAAUUUCACUGCCUACAUUUGGCUUUCAAGGAAGACGUUUAUUGCAUAAUUGGCCAAAGCCAAGAUUUAGUAUAGUUUAUCCAUCUCUUAAAUCUGUUUAUGUAAUUUGCGUGGAAGCAUAGGAAUGAAGCAACCUUCAACUCCAUCAAGCCAUGUACGGAGUCACUUCCUGAUGACAUUAAGCUACUUUCUUUCCUUCGGAUUUCAAAUAGGAAUUGUAAUAGAAAUUGUACUACUAUGAUUACUUGAUUGGAUUGGAUUUGCAAAUCUUGCUCUUCCGUAUACAUACUUUUGAACUAGCACUUUGCUAGUUUUAUAUUUUCUAUCUAA
This is a messenger RNA of Erigeron canadensis, 1140 nucleotides long. RefSeq names its product probable plastid-lipid-associated protein 4, chloroplastic. The transcript is spliced from 7 exons. The record is from RefSeq and is a predicted model, not a curated record. Lineage: Eukaryota; Viridiplantae; Streptophyta; Magnoliopsida; Asterales; Asteraceae. The coding region runs from base 55 to 813 and encodes 252 amino acids.